UAGUCUCUUAAUUCUUCUCUCUGGAGUAAAAGAUGAAGACUUGGUGAGUUUCUUCGAUUUGUUUAUCUGAUUCGACGAUGUUGCCUGUUUGCUCAGCCACCCCGAUUUGUUCAUCUCAUACUCAGAUGUACUGCCAUGCAGGAUUGCACCCCUUCACCCCAACCUGGAAGGCUGUUAAGCUCAGAUGCAUUAUGGAAGAUAGGGUUGCUUUGGUCACAUCUCAUAGGAUUCAUCCUCAAGAAGUUUUCCUCAAACCACAAUUUACAAAGUUUCUUUACUCUCACGUAAUUGAAAGGCCUGAACAAUCAGUCUCCACAGACCUAAUGGAUAUUCCUCCUUGCUCAAAUGUACUAGAUGACAUUGAGGCAGGGUUCUCAAACAAAUGGUCUUCUCCAACUGGAGCAAUUAGUAAACCCUAUAAUUUAGGAAGCACUGCUAUGAGUUAUGUGGAAAGUUCAAGUGUACCUACCCAAAAAGAUGAAAUUUUGAACCUUCCUGAUGCAGUUGCUAAAAAUGCCAAUAUAUUAUCAGGAUCUUCUACGUCUGAUUCCAUGACUCCUGUUGAUGCUGCAGCUAUUAAUUAUCCAAAAAACCCACUUUCUGAUGGUUCAGAGAUGGCUGGUGAUGCAUUAUUCAUGCUGAAGACAAAUAUUGAGGAUAUCUUAUCUGGAUUUAAUGAGUCCAUUGAUGCAUCAGUUGACAAGGGAGAACAUGCUGUGAAAAGUUCAGUAGAUACAAUCACCUCAUCGCUAAUAUACAGUAUUCAGACUGCAACUGAAGCAAUUGAAAGUGCUGUUAACAAUGUGCUUUUUUUUGUUGAUCGGACGGGAGAAUCAGCUGGUAAUAGAUUGACAGGAUUCUCAGAUGAUUUGAAGCGCACUACGAUUGAGGUUGGCAUUGUUGCUAUUGAUGUCCUGAGAAGGGCAAUUGUCACUGCAGAGGAUUAUUUAGCUGGUGGUGCCGCCUCUGUUGUUUACUCAUAUGGAUCUGUGAAGGAGCUACUUCCUCCGGAGGUCAGGGAUGUGUUAAAUUUAUCUGAAGAUAAAGCUACAAAAAUAUUGAGGCCUGUUGGAACUGCUUUCGAGCAGGUUUACAUAGUCAUUGAGGCCUUGGAGAAAAAUCUUGGUUUGGACCCUAACGACCCGAUUGUUCCAUUUGCUCUUUUCCUUGGCGCUUUGACCACUUUAGGGGUAUCUUAUUGGGGUUUGACAUAUGGCGGUUAUGCUGGAGAUUUGUUUCCUAAAUCAGCUUUGGAGCUCUUGACAGGGGAAAAUAAUGUUGUACUUAUUGAUGUCCGGCCUGAGAAUUUUAGGGAGAGAGAUGGUGUUCCUGACCUUAGGCGAGGAGCUCGGUAUAGAUAUGCAAGUAUUUCUCUGCCUCAGAUUGAUGGCUCUGUAAAGAAGUUAAUAAAGAGUGGAAGAGACCUUGAUGAUGCCAUAAUUGCUGCUGUUAUUCGCAACUUGAAGAUUGUGCAAGAUAGGUCGAAGGUCAUACUUAUGGAUGUUGAUGGUACUCGCUCCAAAGGCAUUGCAAGGUCCUUGAGGAAACUUGGGGUUAAGAAACCAUAUCGAGUUCAAGGGGGUUUUCUUUCUUGGGCAAAAGAUGGUCUACGUAUUAAAGAGCUGCAACCUGAGACGACUCUUAGCAUACUGAAUGAGGAAGCCGAGGCAAUUCUUGAGGAUAUCAAGCCUACACCAGUACAAGUUAUUGGGUAUGGUGUGGGCUUAAUUGCAGGCCUUUAUGCUUUAUACGAGUGGGAGAAGACACUGCAAUUUAUUGGUGUUGUUGGCCUAGGGCAGACUAUUUAUCGGCGUGUUGCUUCUUACGAGGACCCUGAAGAUUUUAAGCAAGAUGUGAGACUGUUGCUACAUCGUACACAUGGAAACGGAAUAAAAUCACGUUGCGACGAACCAUCAGAUCCAGAAGAAGCAGAGACCCAGUUCGAUGCCAAAGUGAAGAUUCUUCGGUCGGACAAUGGCAAAGAAUACAUGGAUGGUGCUUUUCGAUCCUACUUAGAUACCCAUGGGAUCAUUCAUCAGACAUCUUGUGUGGAUACUCGUGCUCAGAAUGGAGUAGCUGAACACAAGAACUGA
Telopea speciosissima is the source of this 2093-nucleotide messenger RNA. RefSeq lists its product as uncharacterized. Gene Ontology annotation, molecular function: nucleic acid binding. The transcript is spliced from 15 exons. Gene Ontology annotation, biological process: cellular response to calcium ion; DNA integration; de-etiolation. The coding region runs from base 78 to 2093 and encodes 671 amino acids. Lineage: Eukaryota; Viridiplantae; Streptophyta; Magnoliopsida; Proteales; Proteaceae. The record is from RefSeq and is a predicted model, not a curated record.